Messenger RNA from Effrenium voratum, 1298 nucleotides. Lineage: Eukaryota; Dinophyceae; Suessiales; Symbiodiniaceae. The record is from the annotation of a GenBank genome assembly.
AGGUCUCAAGACAAACCCGUGCCGCAAUGGCAACCCCUUUUCGUUUGCCUCCGGGCAUUUGGGCCCGGACUUUGGGCUACCUCCCCGCGCCCGAGGGCCUGCAAGCCGCGCGCUGCCGGCGGGGUCACCAGCCGCCGCGCUGCCUGGCGCCGGAGUUCAGGGACCUGUGGAUCGGGAAACGCCUCGCGCUGGUGACGCUCGAGGCCCUGAUGCUGGCCGACCAGGACCUGUGCCGCUGCCUCACCUUUGGCCUCGAGAGGCUCCGGGACUUCCAGGUCACGGCCAGUGAUUACUCGAUGUUUCUCCGUUCCAAGGCGCAAGAUGAGCAGCGUGAGGAGCCGGGGCCGUGUGUGCACGUGAGGCAGGGCCCGGUGCAAGCUGUUGAGGCGUGCAACCUCUUCCACACUCUCGAGUGGGGAUCACGCACAAUCAAUUUGCCACCAAAGCUCAUCCACAAGGUGAUGGUGGAGCUGACUCAGCCUCAAGUGACGCCAAAGAUGAGCUUCCUCUGCGAUUUGGGCUUGCUUGGCUGGCACUUUGUCAAGAAGUUGCCCAGCGAGGACUGGGAAGGGAUGUUGUUUGAGAAUAAGACCGAGAAGGUGCCGCUGGCCUUGUUCGACCUCCAUGCGGACUUCGACCUUGCGGGCGGCGACGGCGGUGUGAGUGCAAGGGUUGGCUUCAUCAGCACAGAUCUGGACUUCACGGUAAUGAUACGUCGGUUCUGUGAGUACCCGGUGAGGCGCCGGAUGUCCGACUGUAGCUGCGACACAUGGGAGGAGCUCUGUGCAGCACAGGAGCCCAAGCAGGGAUACCCCGUGAGCAAGCAGCAAGAUGAUGCGCCUUCCGGCGACGUGCCUCGAGGCUCCUGGAAGACAUGCAGCAGCAGCAUGAUUAAUACAGCGCUGUUCGACCAAUGCGUUGUGGACGCACCGGAUCUGAGCGCAGCUUAUGAGCAGGCGAGAAGGCUAGUGAGAACGGAAGAGGUGCCCAAGUACUAACGGAGGCCGAGUCAUUGGUCUUCAAACUGGCCAAAUGGGUCUCGCAUAGAAUUGACUCACACGCUGAGCGUCACGAUGCUCCUUUCGUCUUGAAUGGGCCGAACGCCCAUCGUACACAAUCACCUGCGAGGUGACAGACCUCACAUUCAAAAGCCCAGUUGUGCAGGCGAAGCUUGCGUAGAUGUACAGAUGUACAGUCCACACAAUGCAAACUAAAAGGUGCAAGACAAGCUAGGAACACCCGCAAAACGAGGUAGUGCCAUGACAUACAGGUGGCGUGGUUGAGAUCACAACCGCAUG